UAACAGUAGUCUAGUCUCCGUAUGCGGUGUAGUGUCCAGACAGGUGAAUCACUGCAUAUAUUGUUUUAUAGAUAUCGAAAUAAAAUAAAUUUUUAAUAUUUUGUUGAACGUUUAUUGCAAUUAACUUAAAUAAAAAAAUUAAUUAGUUAGUUUUUAAUGUACAAAGCACAAUCCUAGUGUUUAAAAUAAUUGUUAAACAUCAAAAUUCUAAUAUUUUAUUUGAGAAAUGAAUUUAUGUGAAAAUGUGUAUAUUAACAUAAUGCUCUAACUUAUAAACCGAUGCAUCAUGAGAAUUUGGCGUAUCACAGUUUUGAUUUUUAUUAUUCUAAAAUAUUCGAAAAAUACUUUAGGUAAAGGUAUUGGAAUACAUUUUAAUCGAUCGCCAGAAUCUCUUGUUGCUCCUCUUCAUGAUGAAGUAAUUUUUGAUUGUGCUUUAAACAUAACUCCAGAUAAUAUUAAAUGGUUGCAUAAUUCUAAAGAAAUACCUGCCUUGUUUCGUUCUACUUCAAAUAAUGGACUUGUUGUAAAAGUAGACGAUAUUACUCGAACUGGAGAUUACCAAUGUGUCGCAAUAUUUGGUUCAGCUGCUUUAAUCUCAACUGCUGCUACCCUCAGUUUAGCAACAUUAAAAGAAUUCAACAGUUCAUCAUUAUGUGUUAAUGAGAAAAUUACUAUAUCUACUGGCAAUACAAUAUCUUUAAAUUGUGGCAAACCCAUUCAAAGUGAUCCUCCUGCAUUAAUUCAAUAUUAUAAAAAUGGUGAACCAUUGAGUAGAACACCAGUGUCUACUGCUGGUUCAAUUUUAUUAAAAAAUGUCAAAGCUGAACAGAGUGGUGUUUAUACAUGCUCAGCAACAAAUAAUAUAGUAGCUCGAGAAGUAAAAUCACCUAUGUCACUUAAUCUUGAUUUUCGUUCAAGUUUUACUGCACAAGCUCCACAAUUUAUAACUAAACCUCCAUCAUUAUAUAUUGCUCAAAAAAAUUCAAAUAUUAGUAUAGAAUGUGCCCCUUAUGGUGAACCAGUUCCUACAAUACAAUGGUUUAACAAUCAUAAAACAAUACUCAUUAAUAAUAAUAAAACAACUAUAGAGCCAGGAUUAUUAACUAUUAGCAAUCUUAGCAUAGAAGACUCUGGUGUAUAUGAAUGUUUUGCUGAGAAUGUAAAUGGUAGAAUCAAUUACGAAAUUAAAUUGGAAGUUCAAGAAUCACCAAAUAUUAAAAAUGGACCUAAUGAACCUGUAAUUAUAAAUGAAGGUACAUCAGAAAUACUAAAAUGUGAAGCUGUUGGCACACCAACUCCAAAAAUUUCUUGGUAUUUAAAUGGUGAAAUUUUAACAAAUAAUAGAAAUAUUAUUGUCAAUGAUGGUGUUUUGACCUUAAAUAAUACACCAAAGAAUUAUUCUGGCUUCAUACAGUGUUUUGCUUGUAAUACAUUAGGAUGUUCAUUUUGGUCUUCUACACUUCAAGUAAACCCUAAACAAAUUAUGUAUCUAACACAUCAACAAAAACAGCAACAUUUUAUUGAUGAUAAUACAACUCAUUCUCCUCAACGUGAUAGAAAAGACCGAACUCAUAAAGGAAAAAAUAGAAGAAAAGAAAAAAAGAAAAAAGAGAUGAUUCCACCUUCUAAGCCAAAUGUUACACGUUUAACUGAAAAUUCUGUGAUGGUUCGUUGGUACGUUCCACCAAAUAAUGGAUUAGAAAUAAGAUUUUUCAAAGUUCAGUACAAAGAAGUUGGUGCUGGAGGUAUUUGGAAUACAAGCAGUGAUGAUAUUCCUAUGCAUAUUCGUUGUUAUCAAGUUGACAAAUUACUACCAGAGCGCAAAUACAUAUUUCGUGUCGCUGCUGUUUAUUCAAAUGAUGAUCAUAAAUUAGGAUCAGUUUCAGAACACUUUUUUUUGAAUAAAGGUCCUCCAAAUAGAUCUUUAAUACCACCAACAUUGGUUUCUGCUAAACCAGUUAAUAACACUUCUAUCUUAUUAGAAUGGCAGUAUUUAAAUUCGGUUUUGGUGCCAGUACAAGGAUUUUAUGUAUAUUAUCGUGCCACCAGUACUGCAGGAGAUUAUACAAAAGCUAUUGUAGAUGGUCAAGAUGCUCGUACUUUUAUUGUAACACAUUUAUCUCCAAACACGUCAUAUGAUAUAAAAAUGCAAAGUUUCACUGUUCGUGAAGCGUCCAAUUUUAGUGCAAUAUUUAUAAAUAAAACUUAUGGCGAACUAAAAUCUAUAACAGAUAAUCCUAAAUGGAUUGAUAAUACAAUUGAAAAUAAUAAUAUUAAUUCAACUAUUAAUGGCAUGAAAUCAUUGUAUGUUUUACUUGGAGCUAUAGCAUUAGUUGUAGGAGCUAUAUUAUUGUUAAUAUUCUUCUUAGUAUUUAUGUAUAGUAGACGUGUUUCAUCUCAAACUACAGAACUAAACAAGAGUUCAGAAGCAGUAUCAGGACUUGAACCUUUAUCAAUGAAUGGAUUUGCUUUAAAUAAUGGAAAAAUUAUAAAUGGUUGUGCAGUACCAAUAACAACAGACCAUAAUCUCACCCAUAAUAACCAAUCUAAUGGAUAUAUAAUUCAUCCCAUUAACAUUACAAACAAUCCACUUGCUCCAGAUGCAAAGAAUGCCAUAGAAAUUUCAUAUUUAACAAAUCAUAAUAAUAAUUGUUCAGAAAAUGAAAUAAAUUCAUUAUCUAGGCGAGCUAUGCCUAUACCUCCUGAUACACCAAGAACAUGGCGUUCGAAGGAUACUAAAGAAGAAAACUAUGUAUGAUAAUUUCAAGACUGAUUGAAUCUUAAAAAUUUAUUUAUAAAUGUUCAAGAAAAACUUACAAGACUGAUGUUAAAGUCCUGUUAAUAUUGCUCAUCAAUAUAAUAUUUUUAUGUCAAAACUUUACUUAAUUUUUUAUGAUUUUGAACUUGAACAAUUAUUUAAAUAUAUUAUAAUAACUUUUUAUUUGUGUAUUAUAGUUUUCUAUAUAUAUAUAUAUAUAUUACAUUUUUACUUAAACAUUAUUUUAUGUUUGUUAACUAAUGUCCUAA
Molecule: messenger RNA, 3027 nt
Organism: Daktulosphaira vitifoliae (grape phylloxera)
Lineage: Eukaryota; Metazoa; Arthropoda; Insecta; Hemiptera; Phylloxeridae
Product: interference hedgehog-like
Exons: 13
Coding region: 287-2758 (823 amino acids)
Biological process (GO): cell-cell adhesion; nervous system development; axon guidance
Cellular component (GO): plasma membrane; axon
Molecular function (GO): protein binding
Source: RefSeq, a predicted model, not a curated record